AUAUUUUUUAUUAAGUUGUUUAGGCUUUAGUGUGCGUUUAUAAAAGGGAGGGUUCAUUACCAUCGACAACAACAACAACAACACCACCAGCUUCUGCCAUGAAAAGGCAGAACAUCCGGACCCUCAGUCUAAUAGUGUGCACAUUCACCUAUCUGUUGGUCGGCGCCGCUAUAUUUGACGCACUAGAGUCUGAACACGAAGAUAAACAAAGAGUAGCAUUGGAUACGUUUGAAGAGAUGCUCAAAAAAAAGUAUAAUAUAAGUGACGAGGAUUUUAAAAUAAUGACAACAGUUGUCAUCAAAAGUGUGCCCCACAAAGCAGGGGUUCAGUGGAAAUUUUCGGGAGCUUUCUAUUUUGCUACUACUGUAUUGACAACCAUUGGAUAUGGUCAUUCAACUCCAGCAACUGUGGGCGGAAAGACAUUUUGCAUGUUCUAUGCAUUAGCGGGUAUACCCUUAGGCCUUGUGAUGUUCCAGAGUAUUGGCGAACGAUUAAACACUUUUGUCGAGAAAGGACUCAAACAAUGCAAGAAAUGCUUCCGAUUCAAGAAUACUGAGGUGACAGAAACUAAUCUGAUAUGUUUUGUGUCGAUAUUGUCAACAUUGGUGAUGACUACCGGUGCCGCAGCUUUCAGCAAAUAUGAACAGUGGAACUAUUUCGAUGCAUUUUAUUAUUGUUUUAUAACAUUGACUACAAUAGGUUUCGGUGAUUAUGUUGCCCUUCAAAAGGAAAGUGCUCUGCAAUCACAGCCCGAGUACGUGGCGUUUAGUUUAGUGUUUAUACUGUUUGGAUUGUCGGUAGUGUCGGCCGCCAUCAAUCUACUAGUGCUUCGCUUUUUGACACUCAAUACGGAAGAUGAACGCCGUGAUGAAGCCGAAGCGGCAACCCUAGCACAGGGAGCUGUCCGGCUAGAAGGCGAUGUCAUCACAGCCAACGGGUCCAUCAUUAGUGGUCACGAGCCCGACAAGGGCGGCGUGUCCUACGAUAACGAUGAAAUUGCAUCGGUGUGUUCGUGCACGUGCUACGGACCGCGCAGCCACUAUCAGCAACGAUCUCGACGACGCUCAACAAAAUACUCGUUCCGGAGGGACAGUGGUGUCUACUAUAGACAGGGAUCACAUUUGCUUCCAUUGCAUCUGUUCCGGUCAGCGUCGGGUUCGUCAGAAAUUGGUGAUCACGACUCCAUAUUUGGACAGUCGGGCGGCGGCGUCAGUAAUCCGUAUCCACAACACCAACACAAUCCCCAGACUAUGUUUAUCAAUGCACCGAUAAAUAGUGAUCCCUCUCUCGAGGAAGUGACUAAUAAAAGAGCGUCCAUUUAA
Messenger RNA from Oppia nitens, 1322 nucleotides. Its product is annotated as two pore potassium channel protein sup-9-like. Gene Ontology annotation, molecular function: potassium ion leak channel activity. The transcript has 4 exons. Lineage: Eukaryota; Metazoa; Arthropoda; Arachnida; Sarcoptiformes; Oppiidae. Gene Ontology annotation, cellular component: membrane. The coding region runs from base 99 to 1322 and encodes 407 amino acids. Gene Ontology annotation, biological process: potassium ion transmembrane transport; stabilization of membrane potential. The record is from RefSeq and is a predicted model, not a curated record.